Molecule: messenger RNA, 1245 nt
Organism: Lacerta agilis (Sand lizard)
Lineage: Eukaryota; Metazoa; Chordata; Lepidosauria; Squamata; Lacertidae
Gene: GPA33
Product: glycoprotein A33
Exons: 7
Coding region: 258-1208 (316 amino acids)
Cellular component (GO): plasma membrane
Source: RefSeq, a predicted model, not a curated record
AGGGUGAAUUAAACAGGCAGGGUAGUUUCCUUCAGCUUGAAAGGGAAAAGAUAAGAACACAGCCUGCCCUCCUAGUUUGAAGGGGUGGGAAGGUGAGCAAGGGUGAAAGGGGAAGGAAGCAGAAACAGCACAAACAGCACAGAAGAGGGGAGACAGUCCAAGCUACAACAGGAAGGCAGGUUGUCCUUCCCUCAAACUUCAGAUUAAUCUUUCGUUACCUGGAUAUUUGCUUGGGUGAGGGGAAAAAGCACACCAUAAUGGCGAACAAGGAAGUAACAUGGUUUAUACUCAGUGCAGUUGUGGCAGCUGUUCACGCCCUCUCCGUAAACACACCUCAGAAGCAUGUGCAAGUGAAAAAAGGAGAAAAUAUCACUCUACCAUGUACCUACGAAAGCUCUGUUGUUAAUCCAGCUGACGGGGAUGUUGUUGCCUGGAUGAAAAUGCCAAAUGAGGUAGAAAUUAUUAACCAGUAUCUUCAUGAUGGUGGAAUAUGGAUUACCGAUGCUUAUAAAGGUCGGGUGAACUUUUCUGGCAAUACAAAUAAUCGUGACAUUGGCAUCAUCCUCAGUCAAGCGACCUUGAAUGACAAUGGUACCUAUGAAUGCUCAGUCCGUAUUCGUGCUGAUCUUCCCUCGAGACAAUCAAGAAUGGAACUUUUGGUCCUUGUGCCUCCAUCCAAGCCAGACUGCAAAAUUAUAGGGACCACAGAAUACGGACAAAACAUUAACUUGACCUGCAAUUCUAUCGAAGGAUCCCCCAAACCUGAAUAUUCCUGGCAAAGCUACAAUCCAGAAAACAAACAACGAGCACUCGUAGGAACAGUAACACCAGGAGUGCUUAUGCUGAAGAACAUCUCUACAGACACCACUGGCUACUAUAUCUGCCUUUCCAAAAACUCUGCUGGAGAGAGUUUAUGCAACAUCACUGUUAAUGUCACACCACCAUCCAUGAAUUUUGCCCUACUUGGUGGAGUCAUUGGUGGGCUUGUUGCUGUUAUCAUUAUUAUUGCUGUUGUGGCUUACUGUUGUUGCUGCAGGAAUGGGAAGGACAAAGACUAUGAAAUGACGGAGACAGAAAAUGGCGAUCAACCACCCGAUGUAAAAAUACGGGGACCUGCUGAAGAGGAGAUUCAGGACGAGGAGGAGGAAGAGGAAGACAGGCACUACCCAGUACAGCCACCCAUUUCCAGAGUGUCUCCGGAGGUUUAAGAAGCUGUGGCCCAGAGAGGAGCAUUUCCAUUUGAGA